AAAAGGGGAUGUUUCAGAAGAUGUUGAAUCAGCAAAUGAAGAAUUAAGUAGGGUCUCUAAAUCAAUAAAAGUAGGAAGACAUAAAUCGGAGAGUGGUCACAGAAAUUGAAGAUGUGGAUUAGGAGAUGAAAACAAUGCAGGACAUCACAAAUUUAAAAGGUCAUUUGAAGAUGAAUCAAAUAGUCAAAUCAUCCUUCAGGAAAAAUAAGGAUGAAACUACUCCAUCCAUCUACAUUGGUAAAUUUGAGAAUCAAUUAAAAUAAAUAUAACAAUCGACAAUCAAAAAAUAAGGACGCAAACCACUCUCCAUUGAAAAGAACAGCACUAAAUCAGUAUUGAUGCCAGCAUCCACUGAAAGAUAUGAUUACUCCAAUUUCACCUACAUAAACCUCAAAGUUGUUGGAAGUGGCUCAUUUGGAGUUGUACACAAAGUAUACCAAUUUUCAAUAAAAGGCUAAAGUGAAUGAGACUGGCGAAAUUGUGGCCAUCAAGAAGGUUCUUCAAGAUCGUAGAUACAAAAACAGGGAAUUAUAGAUCCUAUAAGAAUUAGAUCAUGUCAAUGUACUCAAAAUGAAGCAUGCCUUCUACACUCCUGCUGAAAGCAAAGAUGAAAACUACCUCAACGUAGUUAUGGAGUACUUCCCUGACACACUUUACUCGUUCAACAAAUCAUACAUCAAGGACUUCAAAAGAAUGCCUGAUAUCCUAGUCAAACUCUUUAGUUACUAAUUAUUAAGAUCGAUUGCGUACUCCCUUAUAUAUAUUCUUAGAUACAUUUCAUUAUUGGGAAUAUGUCAUCGAGAUAUCAAACCCCAUAAUGUUUUAGUUAAUCCAGAAUCCAAUAAAUUAUAGUUAUGUGAUUUUGGGAGUGCCAAAAAACUAGUUAAAGGAGAACCUAACAUAGCAUACAUUUGUUCCAGAUGCUACAGAGCUCCUGAAUUGAUAUUUGGUGCAACAGAUUAUGACACCCAAAUUGAUGUUUGGUCUGUAGGCUGUGUCAUAGCAGAACUUAUCAAUGGAGAGCCAUUGUUUUUGGGAGAUUCGGCUGUUGAUUAAAUGGUUGAGAUUGUCAAAGUACUUGGAACACCAACAAGUGAUCAAAUACUAAGCAUGAAUAAAAACUAUGAUAUUCAAUCUAAUUAAUUUGCUAAGAUAAAACAGAGAGAUUGGAAAAAAGUAUAUUCUUUUAUUUAAUUAAGGUUCUUAAAACAAAAGAUACUAAGGCAAUUGAUCUAGUCUCAAAAUUACUCACUUAUUGUCCAAAGACUAGACUCACUCCAUUUAAAUCAUUAACUCAUCCUUAUUUUGAUGAACUCAGAGACAUCGAUUAAUUAAAGAGUCUUUAAAGCUAGAUGAAGAUUGCCAUACCUGAACUCUUCAAUUUCUCAAAUGGUAUUUAUUUCGAUAAUCCUCUUUUAGAAGAGAUUUAUAAAAUGACGUAAUAAGAAAGAAUGCAAUUAAUCCCUGAUUGGUAUGGGAUUUCAUCUAAAAUUGUAAAAACAGAAUAUUGAAUAAUAAUGAAUAUAUUUAUUUA
This is a messenger RNA of Paramecium octaurelia, 1534 nucleotides long. The record is from the annotation of a GenBank genome assembly. NCBI's taxonomy places the organism in Eukaryota, Ciliophora, Oligohymenophorea, Peniculida, Parameciidae.